Oryza sativa Japonica Group (Japanese rice) is the source of this 1755-nucleotide messenger RNA. RefSeq names its product G-type lectin S-receptor-like serine/threonine-protein kinase At5g35370. NCBI's taxonomy places the organism in Eukaryota, Viridiplantae, Streptophyta, Magnoliopsida, Poales, Poaceae. Gene Ontology annotation, molecular function: ATP binding; protein kinase activity. Gene Ontology annotation, biological process: protein phosphorylation. The record is from RefSeq and is a predicted model, not a curated record.
AUGAUGCUGUUGUCUGCCGUCCCUGGAGCCAUCAUCCUCCUCGUCGGCGGCUCACUACUAGCACAGUGUCUCGAUCCCACGUUGCCGGCAGCGAACACCUCGUCGUCCUGGACGAACUCGGCCGACGACCAAAUCCGCUACGGCGAUGGCUCCAUCGUCCGCGUAGUGCUCCUCUUGUCGCAUUCGCAUGGCGCCUCCAGCGACGAUGCCGCCUUCGCCUGCGGCUUCUUUUGCGGCGCGCCGUGCGACCGCAAGAGCUUCCUGUUCGGCGUAUUCCUCGUCAGCACGAACAGCACCGGCGGUGUCGCGGCUGCAGCCGCUGCGCCGCCGCCUGUGGUGGUGUGGUCCGCCAACCGCGACAGGCCGGUCCGCGACAACGCCACGCUCCAGCUCAGCGACGCCGGCGACCUGGUCCUCCGCGACGCGGUCGGCGCGUUCGUCUGGUCGACCAACACCUCGGCCGGCCAUGCCGUCACCGGCGUGCGCCUCUCCGACUCCGGCAACCUAGUGCUCUUCGACGACAGUGGCUCCCCCGUCUGGCAAUCGUUCGACCACCCGGCGGAUGUGCUUCUCCCAGGGCAGUACCUCCGCCCGGGGAUGAGGCUGACGGCGAACGCCUCGGCGGCCGACUUCUCCGAGGGCUCGCUCUACGUCUCCGUCGGGAACAACGCCAUGUCCGGCUUCGUUGGACACGAUCCUUCCCAGCUCUACUUCACAGCUCCGGUCAGUGACACCAUGGACACGCUUGCAAACACCAUGGACGCUCCGGUCAGCAUCUCUGCGUUUGGACGGUCGCCUUCUUCCUCGUCGGAAAUCCUGAUCUCGCUGCCCGUGGCGCAUUCAGUUCAGUAUAUCCGUGUUGAGUCUGAUGGACACAUGAGGCUCUACGGGUGGAAUUCAUCGUCGUGGGUGAUCAUGUACGAGGUGCUACAGAAGUACAUCGCCGGCGGCGACUGCGAGUACCCGAUGGCUUGUGGCAGCUAUGGCAUCUGCUCUGGUGCCGGGAAUUGCAGUUGCCCAUCAGAGAUUCAUUCCUCUCCAAUCUACAGAGAUCGGCCAGGUCUCGGAUGUAAGCUGGCGACGCCGAUUUCUUGCCGGGAUGUACGAGGUAUUGAAAUGGUGGAGCUUCCAAAUGUGACGUACUUCAAUUACAACGGCUCUGGAGCAAUCAUGCGUGACAAGGUGACGCGAUCAGAUUGUCUUUCAGGCUGCGUAGCGAAUUGUUCUUGCAAGGCUGCUUAUUUCAAGCUCAGGAUGAACGACACAAACGGCACAUGUUUCCUUCAGUCACAGCUAUUCUCGUUGCACAAACUCCAGACUACAGCACCAAGCCUCUACAACUCCAGGGCAUUUAUCAAGUUGAACAAUAUCACUUUUGCAGAAAGAGUUCGUCCUAUGAAAAAGACGUUCGGGACUAGAAUUCUAGUGGGUAUAAUAAUUGGAACUGUUUCUUUGCUUUUCUCCAUUGCUCUGCUCAUCAGGAUGAGAACCCGCAGAGAACGAGUGGAUGGAGAAAAUAUUGAACAUCUGCCUGGAAUGCCAAGAAAGUUUAGUUUUGAGGAGUUGAAAGUAGUCACUGGGGAUUUCUCCAGCAAGAUUGGUGAAGGCGCAUCUGGGACAGUAUUUGAAGGGAAGAUAGAAGAUGAAAACAUCGCAGUGAAACGUUUGGACAGUGUUGGUCGGCGUAAAGAGGAGUUUCUUACAGAGGUUCAGACUAUCGGCAGCAUUCAUCACGUCAACCUGAUGGAUCUUUGA